CUUUCCCAAGAUGUCACAGAGCAGCGGUCGAGUAGAAGAUGGCAUAGCAAAUAACAAGGAGAUGCUGUUUCAUGUUUCAACAGUCAGCUUGUUUUAAAAAAGUUUAGGAUUUGAGCUAAUAAUUGAUCACAUAUGCUUGUUGCUUUUAGUAUUGUUCAUGUUUUAUUGUACUCUGUAGUUUAUCACACAAUUGAAAGACUGUCAAAAAUGGAGCCUGUUACCUCCACUGAAAACCUCUCAUCUGAGAGUUUAAGCCACACAGGCCUCUUGUCUCAGAUGGGAUACACAAUAUUGGCCAUUAUCAUGGGAGUGCUCUCUUUGGCGGGAAUCAUCCUCAACAUCCUUGUGAUUGUGGUGACAGCGAGACACAGAAAGUUAAGGCAGCCGUUGAGCUAUGCUCUGUUUAACCUUGCUGUAUGUGACCUGGGCUGCGCUUUGUUUGGAGGGCUACCUACAACAUUCAACGGCAUCAUGGGACAGUUCAGCCUGGGACGGUUGGGCUGCGUGUUUGGGGGCUUUGCUGUCGCCUUUUUUGGUAUAUCAGCUCUGUGUACAGUGGCUGUUAUUUCUGUUGAACGUUACAUUGUGGUGUGUUAUCCUAUGGGAGCUGUUCUUUUCCAGACCAGGCAUGCGGUGGCAGGCGUGGUUCUUUCCUGGGUCUGGUCAUUUGUGUGGAACACCCCACCUCUGUUUGGGUGGGGAAGUUUUGACCUUGAAGGGGUUCAGAUUUCCUGUGCACCUAACUGGUAUAACCGUGAUGCUGCCAACAUGUCCUACAUCAUCCUCUACUUCUCUCUAUGCUUUGCGGUGCCUUUUUCAGCUAUCAUGGUGUCCUAUUCCAAACUUUUAUGGACCCUUCGUCAGGUCUCUAAACUGCAAACAUCUGAGAGCGGAAGCACUUAUCGUGUGGAGAGGCAGGUUGCUCGCAUGGUUGUGGUGAUGAUCCUGGCUUUCCUCAUCACAUGGCUGCCUUAUGCAGCAAUGGCCUUGGCCGUGAUCAUGGACCCCAGUCUUAAUAUAGACCCCAUCGUCGCCACCAUACCUGUUUAUUUAGCCAAAAGCAGCACCAUCUACAACCCCAUCAUCUACAUUUUCAUGAACAGACAGGUAACCCUUCAUUUAUUUGAACACAUAAACAACCACACAGCUACAAACCAUGAGCUGUCUGUCUUUCAGUUUCGUGGCUGUGCUAUUGCUGUUCUUCAGUGCGGAUGGAGCCCGUGGCCCUCUGAAGCCCAAAUAUCCGAUGCUGCCACCAUUGUAGCAUCAGUCAACAAAAACAACAAAGCUGUAGUGGAACAAUCUCCAAAAGAAUAAAACUUUACCUGAUCCUUUGGAUUCAAUUGUGAAUUAUGCAGUUUGUAAGACACUACAGAAAGAUACAGUCAAAAAUGAAGAAAGAAAAAUAUUAAAUCAUUUGUUAAAAAGUUCAAAGACCAAGCUGCUUUUUGACCUAAUCUAAGGUUUUUGAUUGAUUUGUUUAUGUUGUUUUUUUCUGAGUGUUGGCCAGGUAGGAAAUAUUCAUGUAUUCAUGAAAUGUAUUGUCGUUAGGUUUACUGUCAAUUUACAAUUCUGGUCAUUUUUGAGUCCUACCCUUUAAGGUUAAAACAAAUAAUAUGGUGGGUUCUGUUGCCUUGCAGUGUUUGCUUUAAUACAAGGGGAGCCCUGAUGCAUAAUAACCUUGAAUUAAAGGGAUAAUAGACAGCAUCAAACAGGACAGGGCACAAAUACAAAUAUGUAUUCUUGAUUAAACUUAAAAUUUCAUCAUUAACAUCUAUAUUCAUUUUAUUCAACCAUUUGGCUUUAAGUUCAAAGCCAGCUGAAAUUAAAAAGCUUCCUAUAGAUUCAUUUUAAAAAUUCUAUACUUUUGUUCAUACAUAGAUUUCAAAAUUUGCACCAAGAUUUUUUUUUUAUCAUUCUGGGAAUUUAGGUACAGUAAAUUUAAAUUCUUACUUAAAAAAAAAAAAAAAAAGAUCAAUUAUUUGCUCCAUGCUCAGAGUAAUGUAAUUAAAUUGCCAAUACUCAGUUCUUUCAAAUUAAGUAUUUCUAAGCAGAAUCAAAUUUGAGUGUACAGCAUUUGCAAUUCAGAUCUUCCAACCACCUUCAUUGAUGUAUCUUAUUACAGUACGUUCAUAAUGCGGACCAACCUUUAUCACUUUUAUAAGACAUUCAGUUUUAUUGCUGGGGUUUUGUGUAUUUAGCUUGAAAAUAAAAACAGUUAUCUUUAUUGCAGAGUCACCCAUUAAAAUAAAUAA
This is a messenger RNA of Cyprinodon tularosa, 2255 nucleotides long. It is a transcript of the gene parapinopsina, whose product is annotated as parapinopsin a. Gene Ontology annotation, biological process: visual perception; G protein-coupled receptor signaling pathway. Lineage: Eukaryota; Metazoa; Chordata; Actinopteri; Cyprinodontiformes; Cyprinodontidae. Gene Ontology annotation, cellular component: membrane; photoreceptor outer segment. Bases 133 to 1317 code for a protein of 394 amino acids. Gene Ontology annotation, molecular function: G protein-coupled receptor activity. The transcript has 4 exons. The record is from RefSeq and is a predicted model, not a curated record.